GGUGAGGCUGAACCGAAAUUGAUUCCAGACAUAAAGAAGACGUGGAAGCGGAGUUAAGAUGAAAACGGAAAAGAUAUAGUUUGUAUUCAGUUAUUUGCACUUUGUAAUGUAAGUUGACAUUGGGGUUGUUGUCUCGUUUAUAAUGGACGUAGCUAAACUGAACGAGUAUGCACAGAGAGAGCGCUUGGAGCUGAAGUAUGAGGACGUUGGAUGUGUUGGCCCUGAUCACAUUAAAACAUUUAUUAUCAGAGCAGUCCUGGGUGGUAAGGCGUAUCCUGAUGGUGCGGGUAAGAACAAGAAGGAAGCCAAACAGAACGCAGCAAAGAAUGCUUUGAGAGUCUUGUUUGGAAAGCCAGAUGACUCUCCUGGAGAGGAGAAACAGAGUGGUGCAUCAAGCCAACCAGAGGAGGAAUUGGAUCCAAAGGUGUCAGACAUCUGUGAUAAGAUAAGGAGCGUGAGCGUGAUAACCACAGACGAAGGUUUUACAGAGACAAAUUUCAUAGGAAUCGUCAACAACUACUGUCAGAAAACAAAAAACUCCUCUGAUUACAUCUUAGUGAAAAGAUGCGGCCCACCUCAUUACCCUCAAUAUUUCUACAAAGUAGUGAUCAACAAUAAGAGCUACCCUGUGGGUGAGGGCAAGAGUGUCAAGGAAGCCAAACAAAAUGCAGCUCGCCUGGCUUGGUCUGCUCUUCAAGAACAGUCAGACUUGGACAGCAAGGAUGCUGUGAAAGACAAGAGUAUUGGAAGUAGUCAGAAUGAGACAUCCACCCAGUCAAGGUUUACCUCAGACUUCGAUCCCAUGGAGUGUCUUGGCAGUGGAGUCUUUGGGUGUGUUUUCAAAGCAAGACACAAGCUGCAGAACACGUUUUAUGCUGUAAAGAUCGUCUGCUGUGAGGAGAAAUCUCUUCAAGAGGUGGAGACAUUGUCUGAGCUCCACCACCGUAAUAUCAUCAGAUACUACACAUUUUGGAUGGAGGAUUCAGGAUACCAAUGGGACAUUUCAGAUGGCAGUUCAGUUUACACUGUCAGAUCUUUCAAGCCUCCAGAUAAGUCAUCGUCAAAGUACCUCUAUAUUCAGAUGGAGUUAUGUGACACCAAAACACUUCGAGUGUGGAUUGAUGAGAAGAACACUCAGCCUCUGCAAGACUCCAAGAGAAGAGAAGAAAGUCUAAGAAUUGCUCAGCAAAUAGUCAGUGGAGUCGAAUAUAUUCACUCCAUGAAGCACAUACACAGGGACCUUAAGCCUGCAAACAUCCUGUUUGGACUGAAUGGAGAGGUGAAGAUUGGGGACUUUGGUCUGGUCACCAGAGAUUAUGGCAGCACUGAUGAUGAUGAUGACGAUGAUGACUCUGCUGUGAAGGAGAGAACAGGGUGCAAAGGAACCCCAUCUUACAUGGCUCCUGAACAAAGGUCAGAAAAGCCAUAUGACCGAAAAGUGGACAUAUUUGCUCUGGGGCUGAUAUACUUUGAGCUCCUUUGGAAACUCUCUACUCUUCAUGCAAGAGCCGGGGUUUGGAUGAAUGUCAGAAGUCAGAAGCUUCCUGAAGAGUUCUCACUGACUUUUCCCGAAGAGGACCAGAUCAUCAAGCCAAUGCUGUGUGAGAAGCCAGAGGACCGACCUGAUGCAAGUCAGCUGAAGACAGAGCUAGAGAAGUGGGCGCUAACAUUCAACUCACAAAAUGUGAGUCAGGAAAAUGCAACACACUGAUUGUCACAAGGAUUUGUCACAAGUCUGAGGAGUGUAUGAAAUGAUGUCUCCUCUGUGAUUUAAUGCAGUGAUUUGAUAUACUGUAUUAAGAUGAUGUGUAAAUAUGAAAUGUGAUUAAUAUUUGUGGGAAAAUAGUUAUUUACUGCACUUAGACACAAUUAAAGAGCAAUCUAAGAAGGGGACCUAAUAUUAUCAGUUUUAUAAUCAGUCAGAAUGAAACAUAAAAUCAUUUUUAUUGUGAUAUAAAUAAAAGUUACUUUUACAGUAA
Epinephelus lanceolatus (giant grouper) is the source of this 1979-nucleotide messenger RNA. RefSeq names its product interferon-induced, double-stranded RNA-activated protein kinase-like. Gene Ontology annotation, cellular component: cytoplasm; nucleus. NCBI's taxonomy places the organism in Eukaryota, Metazoa, Chordata, Actinopteri, Perciformes, Serranidae. Gene Ontology annotation, molecular function: eukaryotic translation initiation factor 2alpha kinase activity; ATP binding; double-stranded RNA binding. The record is from RefSeq and is a predicted model, not a curated record. Gene Ontology annotation, biological process: eiF2alpha phosphorylation in response to endoplasmic reticulum stress.